AUGGCCAAACUAGAGGAGGAUCUGGCUGCCCUGAAGGUGAUUGUUGCGACCACGUCUGCCGUGAUCGCUCAACUGCAAACCUCAAUAUGCGGGACCGAGAAUAAAACCCCCCAAUCUGACUCCGUCCCAGAUAUUGAUGCACUCAAACUCGCCCAGGAUUCAGCGGCUCUGAUACGAGCGCACUCGACGAAACUAUCUCUUCUGAUCAUCAAUAAGCCGUUUACAGCCACUGCAAUUUCUACAGUUUUGCGAGAACUUAUUGCUGGCCCGUUGCCUGGACUGGCCUCGGCCGUGGAACUUUGCAAUGCCGCACAAUACACGAAAGCGAUGAGCGUCGAGUUGCAAUGGCGGGCAAAGAAGGUGUUCUCCGAGUUUGCGACGCUAGUAAAAACUAUUCCGCUCAAUGGGCAAGUCCUGGGCAAUGAUGAAAAGAAUGGGAGGGGCAGUACAGUUGGGAAGGGAAGUCUGGCGUCCACCGGUGUAGUUUGGGAGGCUUGUGAUACGGUGAUUGAAUUGGAAAAGCUGGGCAUUGCAGGCCUGAUGAUUAAAAAGGCGGAACAAUAUCGGGAUUUGUUGAAAGAUGCAUUGGAGGAGCUGCAAGAAUGGGGAGAGGAGCAGUCCGACGACGAAGAUAACGACGAAGGUCGCGCUGAUGACAGUGAUGAUGAAGGUGUCGACAAAGGUGGCCAAGAUGAUAUGGACAACAUAUUUGGCUCUCAAUUGCAUAUUCCCUCGGAGGACCCGAAUAAGAUCAGACCUCGGUUGGAGUCUGCUCUGAAAAGACUGCGUCUCAUAAUCUUGAUGUAUCAAGCGCUGGUGAAGCGGCGUCUCAAGACACUACCGCCUCUGCGCUCAAAAGUUCAGCUGGAGCCGGGGACUACGACCAUGGAAACCCCGGAGAUUAUCAGUUGCUUGGACACUGCCAUGAGUUUGUUGAACAAAGUCCCUCAUAUCACGGAUGAGCUUGCCAGUUCAUUCUACGAACUUGACAAGACAGAAAUCGACCAAAAGAUAAAAGAAUGUGUCAGUACGAGUAUUGCAGCAGCCAAAUUACUCGAAAAAAGUUGGAAAGGAGCGGAGGAUGAGUUUACUACUUGGUCGCAAAAAUUUGAGGUCAACAUACAGAAAGGCCAAUAA
Messenger RNA from Venustampulla echinocandica, 1137 nucleotides. RefSeq lists its product as uncharacterized. The record is from RefSeq and is a predicted model, not a curated record. Gene Ontology annotation, cellular component: nucleus. Bases 1 to 1137 code for a protein of 378 amino acids. Gene Ontology annotation, biological process: regulation of cell cycle. NCBI's taxonomy places the organism in Eukaryota, Fungi, Ascomycota, Leotiomycetes, Helotiales, Pleuroascaceae. The transcript has 2 exons.